ACGCCCGCCAACGGCCGAGGAGGCCGACGCCCCGCCGGGGGCUUCGCCGCCUCGGGUCCGAGGGGAAGGAUGGUUUUCCCCCCAACGUGAGAGACUUUCUCCGCCCUAAGGCGCCGUCGAAAGGUCCCCCGAGGUGUCCGCCCUCCCCCGACGCCCCUCGCCACGGCCUCGGCCCUCCCGCAAACCCAGUCAUCUUUCUCAGUCCCAAGGACGAAGGCCGACGGCGCCGGAUCCCCGGAGCUGCCCCGAGGCGGAAGAGAGAGCUGUCUCUCCGGGUCCCUGGCCGCCCCCUCUCCGGCCCCCCCCGGGCCCGGCCCCGGCCCCGGCCUCAUGGUUUGCAAAAUAAAGCUGGGGGUCUCUGAAGGGGCAGUGCGCCGCAGGACCAUCCCGUAGAGUCGGGGCUUGGGGGACCCAGCGGCGGGGGGCGGGCGGCGAGACAAGGGCCCCCACUGCCCCUCCUGACCUGGCAUCCCUUGACUCCCACCCGGCCUUUCCUCUGCUCCUGCUGCCACCGCUGCUCCCACAGCCCCAGCCGAAGGUGAAGGUGACCCCCUCCGCAACCAUGAGUGCAGAGGAGAGUGAGAUCUUCACCGAAGGCCCCGUCGUCAGGAUGAAGGAGCUCACAUUCUUCCCCGUCUGCAUCGAAUUUUUGAAACCAACCAAAUUGUUGUCUAGGGACACUGAACAAUUAAAGAUGGCAGAGCUGAGUUUCACGACCAGCAGGAAACACUUCGAUGCGAUAGUCAUUGGAAGUGAAUUCGAAUCAGGAGACAGCACCUUCCGGGUGCAGUUGCGGCUUGGUUUAUGGGACGCUCAGGGACCUCAACCAGACUGUCAUCCUCAGCAGUUGAUCAUCAUCGACAACGGGCAGUUAUGUCUUCCACCUGUGGAGGCCAGUGGUAAACAUUACAGCCGUCCUGUGGAUAGCACCCAAUGGUAUCAUGCUCCUUUGGUCACUGAGUGACAUGCGGGACUUCGCCAUGUCCGUGUGCUUGGUGAAGCAAUUUACUGCUGAGAAGUUAGUGCAGCGAUUGAAGAGCAAGACAUUAUUCCCUUCCUACAGGACGCUGUCCAUGAUCAGGGAGGUGAUGCCGGCAGUCCAUGAUCCUUCUUUUGGCCUGAGAAGGCUCCGCCUCUCCCUCCUGUGCCCGAGGAACGAGGAGGAGGAAACUUGGAGGUGUCCUAUCUGUGACCAGGAGAUUCUCUAUCGAAACCUCGUCGUAGAUGAGUAUUUCUCCAUCAUCCUCCAUAUUAUCACCCAUGAAAAAAUUGACUGUGAAGAGAUCGACAUUUUGCAGGACGGUACCUGGGUCCCAGCCGAGUACCGCCUGGAUGCAUUAGAAAUUGCUGGGGAUCCCGGCUUCCUUGGCCUACGUUGCCAACGAAUAAACCUGAAAAGAAAGGUUCAGUAUGCCACCUUGGCGGACAUGAAUGACUCAUCCACAGAAGUUGUGGCCUCCAAGAAACUGCCGGAUCCACACCCCAGGGCAGCCAUCCUGCCCCCCACGAGCACCACAGGGGCAAGCACCACUGGACCGGGGCCAGCCCAAGGCAGUGAAAACCCGGCCCAAGUCAUAGGCUACAAAGUGGUCCCGCAACCUCCUGACGUGUGCAAAGCAAGGAUCAGGGAGUUGCAUGAGGUGCUCAAAAACCAAGGCCGCUGCCGUGAAGGGAAGAAACGACAACGAAGAAGGUCCAGGAUUCCAUCAAGAGUACUGAGGGAUUUACUUAGUUGCGGUAUUUCCUUUGGCUCUAGCAGCGUCCCAGCCGGCCGUCCACCUGACAGCAACCAGGAGAUUUCUACAACUUCCCCGCUGGACAGCAGCUCACCCAAUGUAGAGCUGCAGACUCCGGCCACCACCUUGGCCACGACGCCCCCCACAGGGAUGAGAAGACCUCAGCAGCUGAGAAGCGAGUCCAGCAGUCUGAAUACCCGCAAUUGUCCCUCCAGCCGACCUAAACAAUAGAUGCCAGUCUGUCCCCGCUGUCUCCCACUGCAGCACUUUGACUCACCCAUCUUAACCGCUCAGAACACCUGUGACCCAGGGCACAGUCGCUGCCAGGGCCACCCUCCAACCCCAUCCCCAGCCUGCCACACCCACUAGGAGAAACCAGAAGCCUUUUCUUUCUAGGCUCAACCCAUAUUCCUGUUUGCCCCAGCUAUAAGGAGUUAGAGUUCCCCUACCCUCUUUGGGACCUGUUUUGAUAGCUGGUGUUCAGGGGUGUCAAGAGAUGGGACACUCACAUGGCCCCUACCUCUCCCUCCCCGGCUUCCCCAUCACCUAACUCUUGUCUUCGUUGUACUUUGAGGUCGGUGGCCGGGGUUCCCAACUAUAAUGUUAUUGAAUUUGCUUUGAAUUUUAUUGUAUAUUGGUAGAAAGAUGUUGUUCUCACCAUUUUAUGAAAGGAAAAACAUUCCAGAAAUAUCA
Ornithorhynchus anatinus (platypus) is the source of this 2429-nucleotide messenger RNA. Its product is annotated as E3 SUMO-protein ligase PIAS3-like. Gene Ontology annotation, biological process: protein sumoylation; regulation of transcription by RNA polymerase II. Bases 942 to 1967 code for a protein of 341 amino acids. Lineage: Eukaryota; Metazoa; Chordata; Mammalia; Monotremata; Ornithorhynchidae. The record is from RefSeq and is a predicted model, not a curated record. Gene Ontology annotation, molecular function: SUMO ligase activity; transcription coregulator activity. The transcript is spliced from 14 exons.